Molecule: messenger RNA, 1836 nt
Organism: Pseudonaja textilis
Lineage: Eukaryota; Metazoa; Chordata; Lepidosauria; Squamata; Elapidae
Source: RefSeq, a predicted model, not a curated record
CCGAAGCCCAGCCGCGCCGAUGCCCAAGCUGCCGCUCUCGCCUGUGCCCGAGCAGGAGGCCGACGCGGCGGGGGAGCGGCUCUCAGGGAACGCGUCCCCCGCGUCCCUCGCUCCGAGCGCCUUCAGCUUGCGGAACUCAGAGGCAAGGAGGAAAAAACCGCCUCCCCCCCCAAGUCGGACCUCAACUUCCUUUACUCCCGAGGCUGUGGAUGAUGGGAAUUGUAGUCCAGCGGCGAAUAACAAACGGGGCAGCCGAGUCAAACUGAUUAAAAAACCCCCCAAAAAGGGGAAGGACCCGGCCGGGAUGGUAGACCUCGGCAGCACGCCAGCUGUGAUGAGGGCGGUUGUAGUCCAGUAUUGCAGGUAUGUUUGUAUAUUUCUGUUUCUUGACACAGUAUUAUAUCAGACUUUUUCAGGGUCCCCUGAUACAUCAGAAUCCAAUUGCCAGGAAAACAGCGCCUGCUUGUUGGAGAAAACAUUAAACUGUUCUGAAGAAGAAGAUGAGGAUGGAGAAGCAGCAGAAGACGAUCAAAUGGAAGAGUGGGACACAGACCUUGAGAUAGAAAAAUCUACAACAUGCUAUGAUCCUGCAGGGAAAGCCAGAUACCUUGCAAUCUGUCAAGCGUACGGCGUGGUCCCUAUCUCUUAUUUUUUACGGCAUAUGAAAGAUUCUGAGCUGACUGUGAAGCAUCGCGGCCUUAGCCCCAAGGCAGCCAAAGCGCUCGCUCUUUCCCUGACCAGCAACACAUCCAUUGUGAAGCUGAACCUGAGUGACAACGGGCUGGAUGGAAACGGAGCAAUUGCGAUGGCGGAGAUGUUAAAGGAAAACUGCUACAUUUCAGAACUUGAUUUAUCAGAGAACAGAGUCGGGAUAAAAGGGGCAGAGGCUCUGUCUGCAGUGCUUCGGGAAAAUCCAGUUCUUGUGACCGUGAAACUUUCAGGAAAUGAAUUAAAUGACAGGGCAGCCAUAUACCUGGCAGAUGCUUUAGUGACCAAUCAGAAAGUGGAGCACCUUGAUCUGAGUCAUAACAUGCUUGGACAGCCAGCAGGAGAAGCUCUUGGCGUGGCCAUGGCGGAAAAUGUGGGGCUGAAGAAACUCGACCUCAGCUGGAACAACUUUCGGGGCCAAGGAGCGGUAGCUGUCGCCAAAGGCUUGGGGGCAAAUAUAUUCCUUCGAGUCCUUGAUCUGUCAUAUAACGGCUUUGGCAACAGUGGGGCAGCUGCUCUGGGGGCAGCCCUGAAAAGCAACAAUGUGCUGGAAGAGCUCCACAUCGGUAAUAACCGCAUUGCCUUGGAAGGAGCCCUCGCGCUGGCUUUGGGCCUGAAAGGAAACAAGAACCUGAGGAAACUCAAGAUGUCCAGGAACCCCAUCCAGAAUGAAGGCUGCCUCGGGAUCCUCAAAGCCAUCAGAGUCAAUCCUGGAGCUGCUAUGGAACUUCUGGAUUUUUCAGCAAUUGUGGUGAAACAGGACUUCGUCCAGGCGUGUGAGGCUGUCCAAGAACUUUUCCCAAGCCUUUUGAUCCACCACGAUGGAACCACUCGCUUGUUCGGAAGAACACUUUCAAAGGUUUCCUAAAGAGGUUCCUGGUCGCUCUGGAAGAUCAGCCUUUUCUUGUGGACGUCCCAGAUGGGAGAACUGCGGUGAAACGUCGGCUGAUCCUUGAUAAGAGGUUCAGGCCUUGUGAUUCCCCUCCCCUACACGGGGGCUUCUCUUUGUGCAAGAACCGGCAUGUUGUGUGUAAGGCCACUUUGUCAUGUGCUGAACGGUUGCUGCAGGGGUUUCCUUCCACGGAUUUUGGCACCCUGCAGCCCGAGGGGAUCCAUUGGCACCAGAGG